AUGAGUAUUAUUAUUGGAGGUGGAAAAGGUUUUAUUGGACAACGUUUUGUACAAUUAUUACGAGAAAAAGGUUUUCAAAACGUUUGGAUUGUAUCACGAAAAUCUGAUGGAAAAGGAAAUACUUUAACAUGGGAUGAUAUUCGUAGUGGAAGUAUACAGUCAUCAGCAAAACCAAUAAAAGCAAUUGUAAAUUUAGCUGGUGCACCGCUACUUAGUUUUCAGCGUUGGACUGAUGCAUAUAAAAAUGAAGUUAUUCAAAGUCGUAUAGAUACAACAAAAGCAUGUGUAGACUUCGUUAGAUCUUUAAAAAACGAGAAACCAGAAUUAUUUGUAUCAAUGUCUGGCGUAAGUUAUUAUAAACCAGAUCCAGUUAAAGAAUAUACUGAAACAUCUCAAGGUGGUGAUUAUGAUUUUCUAUCAAGAUUAGCAAGAGAUUGGGAGAAAGCAUCAGAACCGAUUGAAACUGAUUUAAACACUAGAAGAGUUAUUCUUCGUGCCGGAGCAGUACUUGGUUCAAGCGGAGGCAUGAUUAGAUCGAUGUAUUGGCCAUUUUUUUUCGGUGUAGGAGGCUCUAUUGGUAAUGGCCAGCAACCAUUUCCAUGGAUUCAUCUUGACGAUGUCUGUUUAUUGAUAAUAUAUGCCAUACAAAAUAAUCACGUGAAGGGAAUUUUAAAUGCAUGUGCACCUGAAUUAACGACGAAUCGAGAAUUUUCUCAAGCAUUUGCUCGUGCAUUCAAACCAUCGCGUUUAGCUAUUUUCCCAAUGCCUGAAUUUGUUAUGAAUACUCUUCUUGGUUCAGAACGAGCAAUUGUAGCAACACAAGGCCAAAAAGUUAUUCCGCGUGCUACAUUAGAAACUGGUUAUACGUUUAAAUAUCCGACUAUGAAAGAAGCGAGUCAAGAUCUAACAAAACUAUUUCGUUGA
Messenger RNA from Rotaria socialis, 924 nucleotides. NCBI's taxonomy places the organism in Eukaryota, Metazoa, Rotifera, Eurotatoria, Philodinida, Philodinidae. The record is from the annotation of a GenBank genome assembly.